AUGUCACCUAUUCAAGAAGAUACUUUAUUUAAUAAACCAAAUACUUGUUUAAAGAUUACUCCAGAUCGUGAAUUGGUUGUUGAUCGUGCACCAAUUCCUCAAAUCUUACCCCAUCAAGUGAUGGUUCAUAUUAAAGCCACUGGUGUUUGUGGUUCUGAUAUUCAUUUAUGGAAAGAUGGUGGAAUUGGUAAUUUGAAAAUUACUGAAGAUUUAAUUAUUGGCCAUGAAACUGCCGGAGAAAUUGUUGGUAUUGGUAGUGAUGUUGUUCAAGGUUUUGAAAUUGGUGAUCGUGUUGCUAUUGAACCACAAACUCCAUGUGGUAAAUGUUUCUUAUGUACUGGAGGUCAUUUAAAUUUAUGUAAUGAUGUUGAUUUCUUAGGUAUGCCCGGUAUGCCAGGUAGAGCAGCAUCAAUUCCUGGAUCAAUGCAAAGAUUUUUGGUUUUAGAUCCAAUGUGGGUUCAUAAAAUCCCUGAUAAUAUGAGUUUUGAAGAAGGUGCUUUAGUUGAAGUAUUUUCUGUUGCUUAUCAUGGUAUUGAAAGAGCCGGUAAUUUGGAAUUAGGUAAACCUUGUUUUAUUGCUGGUAUGGGUCCAAUUGGUUUAGCUACUUUGGUACUUGCUGACGCUGCCGGUGCUUAUCCAAUUGUAGUUAGUGAUGUUUCUCAAGAUCGUUUAGAUUUUGCUAAAGAAUUAAUACCAUCAAUUAAAACUUAUCAAAUUCAAACUGAUAAAGAUGUUAAAGAAAAUGCUAAUAAUAUAAGAUCAAUUUUUGGUAAUGAUGAAUAUGAAAUGCCUUCUGCAGUAUUAGAAUGUACCGGGGUUCAUUCUUCAAUUAAUACUUGUUGUUAUGUUGUUAGAAGAAAAGGUGCCUUGACUAUUUUAGGGGUUUCUGGUAAAAAUGAAAUUGAUAACUUCCCAUUUAUGACCAUAUCUUUUGGUGAAGUUGAUGUUAAAUUUGUUAAUCGUUAUCGUGAUUCCUGGCCUCCAGUUAUUAAUUUAAUUGCUUCUGGUAAGGUUGAUGUUAAAAAAUUUGUUACUCAUAAAUUUAGUUUGGAACAAGCAAAUAAAGCUUUAGAAACCGUUCGUAAUCCAAAAAUCCCAAGCAUUAAGGUCAUGGUUUCAGAUGCACUAGAUUCAUCGAAUUUAUAA
Hyphopichia burtonii NRRL Y-1933 is the source of this 1146-nucleotide messenger RNA. RefSeq names its product NAD(P)-dependent alcohol dehydrogenase. The record is from RefSeq and is a predicted model, not a curated record. NCBI's taxonomy places the organism in Eukaryota, Fungi, Ascomycota, Pichiomycetes, Serinales, Debaryomycetaceae. Gene Ontology annotation, molecular function: zinc ion binding; L-iditol 2-dehydrogenase (NAD+) activity. The transcript is spliced from 2 exons. Bases 1 to 1146 code for a protein of 381 amino acids. Gene Ontology annotation, biological process: D-sorbitol catabolic process.